This is a messenger RNA of Arabidopsis arenosa, 801 nucleotides long. The record is from the annotation of a GenBank genome assembly. NCBI's taxonomy places the organism in Eukaryota, Viridiplantae, Streptophyta, Magnoliopsida, Brassicales, Brassicaceae.
AAAACGGCGUCGUAUCAAUCGUCGAUUUCACAACGACAGAUCUUUCUCCUCGCCGGCGUUACUCAACACAAGGCCUCUGUGUUUAUUGAGCCUCGUCGGAGAUUUUAGUGAAGCACGAAACAAACCCUUUUCGCAUCUAGGUUCGGUUUAGUUUCUUCCUCAAAUUUUUCACUGAAAGUUUCAAUUUUUAUGUUUUGAUUGCAUAGAAACCUCAAACCCUUUUGACAUUGAUAGGAAUCAGAUUUUAGGGUUUUGGGGUUUUGUUGAAACUAUAAAAAUCGAUGGCGAAUACUCGAAUCGAACCCGGUGUUCCCAUUACUCUACAAGAGCUUUAUCCUUCUUCUCAGUUUUACAAGGAAGCUGUUUCACUUAGAGUUACAGGAAUGUUGAGAGUGUAUUCAGUUGAAACAGCUAUAGGUGUUAUUGAAGAUGCAGGCAAAAGUCUUAAAAUCAAUACUCAGAACCUAAGAGAUGUUAGUUUCAGGGUUGGCUCAAUUUAUCAGUUUAUUGGAGAGCUUCACAUUGAACAACCCAAUAAUGAGGCGAUCUUGCAGGCUCGAACAGGAAGAAAUGUGGAUGGAAUCGAUAUGAACCUCUACCGUAAAACAGUUGAACUCCUAAGACAAUUUCUAAAAGAAGAAGGCAACAGCAAUAUGGUUGAAUGAGGCUAAUUAUCAGUUGCCAUACAAGUAACAUAACCCGCCCAUGAUUUUAUAUUUUGUUCAUUUUUAGAAUUGGUGGAAUUGUUUUGGUCUGCUUUUCCAUAUGAGCACUUUUCUGAAAUGAAUGUGUUUGAAUUUG